This is a messenger RNA of Chilo suppressalis (striped riceborer), 2656 nucleotides long. The record is from the annotation of a GenBank genome assembly. NCBI's taxonomy places the organism in Eukaryota, Metazoa, Arthropoda, Insecta, Lepidoptera, Crambidae.
AUGGAUACCGCUUCUCCGUCGUUAAAGGCAAGAACAAGCUUAGUAAUAGAGUCAGAUGGAGAUGUUCUACCCACCGAGGGUCGGGUUGCACAGCUCUCAUGCACACCGUUGGAGAUUGCGUCGUCUACCUUCGGAACGAUCACAUUCAUCCUCCAACAAGUUUCCCUAAGUAUACGUUACGAGUUCACCGAAUCGCUAAGAGGUUGUCGCAUUAUUCUAAUCGAGGGCUACCGUUUCGCCAUCAAGAACAUGAGCAAAGUAAACGCGCCUAUCAAGAAGAUCCAAUGGACCUGCUCCACUCAUGGCAAGCACGGCUGUAAAGCAGUCGUCUUCACAUCCAGGGAUGAAAUCAUCUACCUUGACAACAAGCACACUCACCCACCGCAGACGGAUAAGAAAUCCCAGAACAAAUACUUCUUGCCGAUCUCAAAGGUUAAGAUGUUCUAUCGUCAACCAGAUUAUAAUUAGACAAAAUCAUAUUUUUAGGUAUACUUUAAGUGAGAGGAAUUCGGUAGCCUUCUAACUUUUUGUUGAUUUCUAUACAUUCUUUAUUUCCUGACAUUUUAAUUAGCGACCUGUCGAUUAUUGUCCAUUGACCAUACGAUAUAUUUAUACGCUUAUAAAUUUUAACUAUGUACUCGACGAACAUUACUGUUAAUAACUGUUUCAGUCUAUAUUGGCUGAAGUGAUUCAACGCGGUGGUUUCCAGUCGUGACCACUGGAUUCACACGAGAAAUAAGAGCUGAAAAAAGUUCAUUUAUCUCGUUUGUUCCCAGUGAGAACGAAUCCAGUGGUGUCGACUGGGAACAACCGAUUAAACAAUAUAAAUUUGUAGCAAUGAUAUAUCGGUAUACGGUGUCGCUCUUUGGUGUCAGCUUAUUUAUCGACGUAGUAUCAGUGUGUUCAUCGACGUAGAAAUAAACGUCUAUUAAAUAUUAACAUUAGAAUUAAUCAAUAGCUAUAUGAGCUUCUGUAAUCUUGUUCAAAAUUUCUAAAUUUACGUGGAACUCUCGAAAUGCUUAAUAUGAAUUAGGAACACAUACUUGGCCAAGUAUUUUUGUAACAUUUGUAAUUACUGCACCCUGAUGUUGAUAAAUGAAUAGAGUUCAGACGCGAAGAUAUUUUUAGUGAGAGGGGUUAUGGCAAUUGAUAUUUAUUUAAUUUGUAGUAAUCUGUAAAGCCUUUAGUUCUAGUCAAUUGCUAUUAAAUAUUAUCAAAAAAAAGUACGCAAGCACUUUUUAAAAAACAAAAUUGAUUUCGAGCAGAAAAAAAAUUGUAUGUUAAAAACAAGAUUUAAUUAAAACGUGAUUUUUAAACUAAUCGUAUUAUGUGGUAUAAUAUACACUAAAGGCAGAUAAAUUCAGGAAUGAAUUAAAAAAAAAUAAGAGAAAUACGUGGUGCUAUUGAGGUCAACUAAAUGGAAGUUUUUGGUAAGAGGAAAGUAAUCUAGUCAAAAUUAAUGAUUCGUAAGUAUAUCUUACAAGCGGACAUAUAGUGUGUCUUAAAUCAUACUUAGUUAAUUUGAAUUGCUUAUUAUUGGGUAUUAUUUUUUUAAAUGAGGGAUAACUAGAAAAAAAACACUCGUUAUUUAUUCUGGCUAUACCAUACUUUUUAUGUUUUAUUUACUUAAUUAAACACAUGAGUUAGUUGAACUCUCAAUAAUUUUAAAGUCUUUGGUAACCCAAGAAUAGCUAUAGUUUAUUAUGUAUGUAAUAGCAAGUAGCCAACAUAAUUCAAAAUAAUAAUAUUUCUGAUGUUCUCAGUGUUGUCUCAGUAGUGCCUGGUAGUAUUACAUUUUAGGUAAUUAUUACAUGGAUAUUUUUUAAUAUUAUGAUAAUAUAUGUUAAUGCCAUUUCGAUAAGGUCGUAGAAUAAGUCUUGAAUACAGUUAAUUAUGUAAAUUUGUCUGUCAGCUCAAAAGAUAAUAAACAUUUUAGAUGUGUUUACGUAAUCCCUAUGCCUCGAAUAUAUUAGGGGACAAAAUGUCCCUCAACAUGACGUGCAACGCUCAAUCUACGUGACGCUGCAACAUCCCGCAACUUGCCCGCAAACAAUUUGCUACGCGUUCAUGUGAUGCCAGAACUUCACUCGGCUAUUCGUAUUUGCUAUUUGUAAACUUGACAUCGGCGACAACUCGACGUUAUCACUCCUUAUAAAGUCUGUUAAAGACAGACUGUUGUCGACUUUACAAAUAGCUGUCAUCAUGUGGAACAUGUUGCUUACUCCCGCUCCGAAAGCGAGCACAUGUGUUCCGCGUCAGUGUCAGUGUAUAUGCUCCAGAGUGUAGUUGUGUGCGCAACGUUCCUUUCAACAUGUAUCCUGAAAUUUGUAUGUAUGCAGCACUUAUAGCCACAACCUGCCUCCUCGUGCGAUAUUUCUAUAAACACUGACUAGUGUGGCCUGCAAAAUGUUUCGCGACAUUUUUCCCGUGAGUUGUACGUAGUUGUUGCGCGUCUUGAUCCACAUCAUAUUGCAGUAUUUAAUCCGUUAUGUAUUCGAGGCUUGAUGUUAGAUAUAGUAGUUUUUUUUUUCUUUGAGGUUACUGAUUUUUUCCUCCCAAUUUUGCUGCUAAAGAAAGCUUGUUAUUACCCGACUGUGCAAUGCAAGAGAGCGAAGUGCGACGCACAAACAGGGUAUAGUGUUUAAUAGUCUAUAUA